This is a messenger RNA of Carassius auratus (goldfish), 2544 nucleotides long. RefSeq names its product tyrosine-protein kinase Lyn-like. Gene Ontology annotation, biological process: protein phosphorylation. Bases 160 to 1692 code for a protein of 510 amino acids. The record is from RefSeq and is a predicted model, not a curated record. The transcript has 13 exons. Gene Ontology annotation, molecular function: ATP binding; protein tyrosine kinase activity; protein binding. NCBI's taxonomy places the organism in Eukaryota, Metazoa, Chordata, Actinopteri, Cypriniformes, Cyprinidae.
UUGAAAGAGCAGUGAAAACAGCAGCGUCCAGUCUUGUGUUCCUCAUUCUGUGUUUGUACGAGUCGCUUCAAUGAGAGUUACAAGCGCGCGCUCAUUUCACUCAGAGACUUUUCCUUUUAAAUGAGAGUUAACCACUAUUUCUGACAUUUGACAGGAAACAUGGGUUGUAAAAAAUCCAAGUUGGACGGUGACCGAAAUGGAGGUGUGCUUGAAGGGAACAAACAGCAGCCAGUACGUACUGACCAAACUGUAUAUGUGAGAGAUCCAACCUCCCAUAAGCCCAAUAUAAAUAAUCCGACUCCAGGCCUUUUGCCUGGUCAGGUGUUCCAAAAUAUGGAAGACAAGGACAAAAUAGCCAUUGCUUUGUAUCAAUAUGACGCCAUUCAUGCUGAUGAUCUGGGCUUUAAAAAAGGAGAGAAGUUAAAAAUUCUUGAAGAGCACGGAGAGUGGUGGAAGGCGAGGUCUUUGACCACAGGAAAGGAAGGAUAUAUUCCAUCAAACUAUGUUGCAGAAGCUGACACUAUGGAAACAGAAGCAUGGUUCUUCAAAGAUAUCACACGGAAGGAUGCAGAGAGGCAACUGCUGGCACCUGCUAACAAACCUGGGUCCUACCUCAUCCGGGAGAGUGAAACCUCAAAAGGAAGUUAUUCACUCUCAGUCAGAGACGUGGACGCUCAGAGGCAGGAUGUUGUUAAGCAUUAUAAAAUCAGAUCGCUGGAUAAUGGAGGCUACUACAUCUCUCCAAAAAUCACAUUCAGUGACAUCAGCAGCAUGAUAAAACAUUACCACAAACAGGCAGAUGGAUUGUGUCGAAAACUAGAGAAACCAUGUGAGAAGCCCAAAGCACAGAAACCUUGGGACAAAGAUGCAUGGGAAAUCUCUAAAGAAUCCAUAAAGAUGGUGAAGAAGCUCGGAGCAGGGCAGUUCGGAGAGGUGUGGAUGGCCUACUAUAAUAACAGCACAAAAGUGGCGGUGAAAACGCUGAAGCCGGGCACAAUGUCAGUGGAGGCUUUCCUAGAGGAGGCCAACCUGAUGAAAACCUUACAGCACGACAGACUCGUGCGACUCUACGCUGUCGUCACCAAAACUGAGCCCAUCUACAUCAUCACUGAGUUCAUGGCAAAUGGAAGCUUAUUGGAUUUCUUGAAAAGUCCGGCUGGCUGCAAAGUACAGUUACCGAAGCUGAUAGAUUUUUCGGCACAGAUAGCUGAAGGUAUGGCCUACAUUGAGAAGAAGAAUUAUAUCCACCGAGACCUGAGAGCAGCUAAUGUGCUGGUUUCAGACAGCCUGUUGUGUAAAAUAGCUGAUUUUGGCCUGGCCAGAGUAAUUGAGGAUGACCAAUACACAGCCAGAGAAGGAGCAAAAUUUCCCAUCAAAUGGACGGCACCCGAGGCCAUCAACUACGGUUCAUUCACCAUCAAAUCAGACAUGUGGUCCUUUGGGGUUCUCCUGUAUGAGAUUAUAACAUACGGGAAAAUUCCGUAUCCAGGCAUGAGUAACGGUGAAGUCAUGAACUCUGUUCAGAGAGGUUACCGGAUGCCCCGUCCUGAGAACUGUCCCACUGAACUUUAUGACAUCAUGACCACGUGCUGGAAGACUAAACCAGAAGACCGGCCCACGUUUGACUAUAUUCAGAGUGUACUAGAUGACUUCUACACAGCCACCGAGGGCCAGUACCAGCAGCAGCCAUGAGGACGCAAACUCAUCCGUCAUAUCUUUGUACUGUUUCAAGAUGAUCAAAAGAUCUAUGAAUCGAUGUUCUAAUAUGUAACUAAUAAUGGGAUCAAUCUGCUUACUUAUGUGUAAGCAAGGUUCAGAUUUUCUAUUUCUGCUUCAAAUUGAAGUUUGAACAGCCUGUUUUGCUCUUCACAUUCAGAUUUCAAUGGCUGCAUUUCAAUUUGUAAAUAAUUAUAUAUUUCAAAGUAGCCUACCAAAGUUUAAUUGUUAGUUUUACACAUCAAAAAAAAAAAAAAAAAAAAAAAAAAUUAAGCUAGGGCUUUGCAAACUGGAGUCUGGGAGCUACUUAUAGGGUCCGCAAAUAAAUUCAGAGCAAAUAAAAGAUUUUACUUUAAGGGCUGUCCAAGGAAGGAUAUUUAUUGUAAAUGGAGCUAAACCAAUACAUUUGAAUCAAAAUAAUGUUGUUGUUGUUUUUUUAUUUUUUUCAAAUGGAAUGAAACAUUUAUAAAUGACAUUAUAUCUCUGUCCAUGUGUUUUUGUAAGUGGGUGGGACCCUCGAAAAGGAUCAUCAUAGUCUGAAACCUCUGGUUUAAAUUAAAAUAGUUGGAUGACUAAAUGAAAUCCAGACACUGUAAACCACUGUUUGUUUGUUUGUUUUGCUUUUUAAUAAAAAAUAAUAACAUUUUAAUAACAAUAUUGAUAAUGCUACAAUAAUGAACAGUGACAGAGGGCAAUAUUUUGUAAUUAAGUAAAUUGCUCGGUCUUUGAUUAGCUAUGACUGAAAUGCUUUGUAUAUUUUAAAUAUUUUGUACAUUUGUACAUUAUCUAGAAACCUAAUAAAGUUAAUCUUUUGUGAUUGAUAACGCA